AUGGGCGGCAAAAGGGGCGUCUGUCCAACGUCCGUGACAGCGUGCGUCAGGCCCGCGUCCUCUUCCUCUUCCUCGCUGCUCGCCCUGCACCGGACUGGCGUCUGCGGCGCGGCGCCGACGGUCCCGACGUUGACGUCCCAUGGGGCCGGGCUCUCCACCAGCGAGUGCUCGUUGCUGCAAGAAGAGCGAGUCGCGCCGUGCGGGCUGGUCGACCGGGCAGUCAUCAAGGAGCUGAUCUCCGUCGACCGCCUCAAUCAACAGCACCCCACACGCAGCAAGACGGACCACCACACGCCUCGACCACCGCUGACGCCCCUCCACCAUGACCCCGUCUGCAGGGGGGAAAAACUGUCGAUGUUCGAGGAGGCCCGCUCUCCCCCAUCCUCUUCUUAUCCCCUCCCCGUCCCAGGACAGCGUGCACGGACCACCCCCCGCAAAGUGCGACGCCGUCGCGCCCUCCCAAGCCCCACGUCGGCUGCGCCCAGCCGCAAUUGCGAAGCACAUCCGGGUCGCCCGCCGCCCGGGAGCGCGUCCGUUCGCUUCUCCGACGCCCGGGACGGCGCUCGCGUCGCCAACCUUGACCCGAAGGCGAACAACCGCAGUGUGUGUAGUGUCGUGAGCGGGUUUCCCAUCCGGCAAGACCGCGUGCACUCGUCCGGUGUCAGCCACGAGACGCGUCCGUCAUUGCCGAGUGCAGACGUGCGGCGCAGCCGAAAACUUGCAUAG
This is a messenger RNA of Dichomitus squalens LYAD-421 SS1, 726 nucleotides long. RefSeq lists its product as uncharacterized. The record is from RefSeq and is a predicted model, not a curated record. Bases 1 to 726 code for a protein of 241 amino acids. The transcript is spliced from 2 exons. NCBI's taxonomy places the organism in Eukaryota, Fungi, Basidiomycota, Agaricomycetes, Polyporales, Polyporaceae.